Molecule: messenger RNA, 2270 nt
Organism: Owenia fusiformis
Lineage: Eukaryota; Metazoa; Annelida; Polychaeta; Sabellida; Oweniidae
Source: the annotation of a GenBank genome assembly
AAUCAAUGUGAAUAAUCACUGUGGAAAAUAGAAUAGAUGGUGAGUGUCCAGUUGUAGUAAUAUUAGUUAUUACACUACACCGUUCAACCUAGUGAGCUGCUAUACAGUAGGCUAUCAUAUUGCUUUCAAUUGUGAGGUCAGAGCGAAAUUAAAGUAGACAGAAGAUAGUGCAAUAAUACCUCCGUAAUAAUCAGUGAAUUUGUAGAGACAUUACACAGUAGCUGUAACAUAAAACCUAAUUGUUUCUGCGUCUUAAUUGGAUUGGAUCUUAAUAACGAACAAACGGAACAUGUCUGCCAUACAGAAAGCAAUUGAAGCCUAAAGAAAGGAUUAUACAUUAAAGAACAUUGAAUAUAUAAUGAUGAUUAGUGCUUUUAAAGAUCACUGUAAGCCACACUGAAACAAUCAGCAUAUAAAGUGAAAAGGGGAUCUGAAGCAAUACGAUUGAUUAAGAGACUUUAAUAUUACAUUCACGUAUGUAUUGAGCAUCAGUAACAGCAGACACCGGCAGCAUCUUAAUGACAUCAUACCAGACUCUGACGGACAAAGGAAGGAGAUAUUAAAUUAGUACGAGCACUGACGAAGAUUUCUACCGGCUGCAUACGGAACCCUGAUGUUACUGGGAUUAUACUUUCUCGAAAAAUUCACCAUGUUGGAUUCAACUAUGUUCCUGAACAAUUUGACUCCAAAGUUCUAUGUUGCACUGACAGGAACCUCUUCACUGAUCUCGGGAUUAAUUCUCAUAUUUGAAUGGUGGUAUUUUAAAAAGUAUGGCACCUCCUUCAUAGAGCAGGUGUCUCUGAACCAUAUAUCCCCACUUCUUACUGGCAGCUCAGGGGAGGCUACCAUAGAAACAAAUUCAUCUAACAGUACACAACAGAACUCUAUACCAGAAUGUAAAGUAUGGAGAAAUCCCCUGAAUUUAUUUCGGGGGUCAGAAUAUCUACGUUUUACCUGGGCAACCAAUAAAGAGCCACUGACGUAUUAUGAUAUGAACCUGUCAGCGCAAGACCACCAAACAUUCUUCACAUGUGAAGCUGACAACGGCAAACCUGAUUAUGAAAUAAUGCAGGUAGCGUGGAGAGAGCGGAAUCCUCAGGCAAGGAUACGUGCUGCCCAUGAUGCCUUGGAGAAGAACCCAGAAUGUGCUCCUGCCCUUGUGCUAUUAGCAGAAGAAGAAAGCCCGUCCAUAGUUGAGGCUGAGAAGCUUCUAAAACAGGCUUACAAAAGUGCAGAAACCAACUACAGAAAAAGUCAACAGACCCAGCACAAUAACUCAACACAGGAAAUCAUACACCGGAGAGACAGUAACAUCCUGGUGUAUGUAAAGAGAAGACUUGCCAUGUGUGCCCGGAAACUGGGCAAAACUAGAGAAGCUGUGAAGAUGUUUAGAGAUCUGAUGAAGGACUUCCCAUGUCUUAACUUAUUUAAUAUCCACGAAAACCUGAUAGAGGCUUUACUAGAACUACAGGCAUAUGCUGAUGUACAAGCAGUGCUGGGAAAAUAUGAUGAUAUCAGUCUCCCAAAAUCAGCCACAAUAUGCUACACGGCAGCACUGCUUAAAGCAAGACAGGUUGCUGACAAAUUCUCCCCUGAUAUAGCUUCAAAAAGAGGCCUUAGUACAGCAGAAAUGAAUGCAGUUGAGGCAAUACACAGAGCUGUAGAGUUUAACCCUCAUGUUCCCAAAUAUCUAUUAGAGAUGAAAAGUCUGAUCCUUCCACCUGAACAUAUCCUCAAACGGGGUGACAGUGAAGCCAUAGCAUACUCAUUCUUCCAUCUACAGCAUUGGAAGAGAGUUGAAGGGGCUCUCAACUUAUUACAUUGUACUUGGGAAGGAACAUUUAGAAUGAUACCAUAUCCUCUAGAGAAAGGACAUCUAUUUUACCCCUAUCCCACAAGCACAGAAACUGCAGACAAAGAGCUUUUACCAGCCUUUCACGAGGUUUCUGUCUACCCAAAAAAGGAGUUGCCAUUUUUUAUUCUAUUCACUGCGGGCUUGUGUUCAUUCACUGCGCUCCUUGCGCUUCUCACACACCAGUAUCCAGAACCUAUGGGACACAUUGCUAAAACAGCACUGGGCUGGCUGUACCUUCCAGUGAGCUACAUCAUUGAGAAACUGGAAGCAAUCCUCCCAUCUAACCUCAUACAGCAACUUGCCAGGAUAUAGACAUACAGAAAUACAUGGAGACACUUCCAAGCAUAUAGAAUAGAGAUAUUGACAUUUAUGGACACUUCCAAACAUUUAGAAUAGGGACAAGUGGCAUUCAUGG